AUGGUGACUCAGCUCGCAGCCUCACCGCCUGCGCAGCGACCGCCGGAUCAUCAUGAUGAACAAACCACCGGCACCCCACCGACGCGCCAGCCCUCACCAAUGUCCCUCGCCAACUUCUCCUUUACACAAUUUUUCGUUGCGUUGGACGCGGCGGCAGCGGAGGAGCAGCGCGCCCCUGCGGAGGCCAUCGCAGCGGCCCCUGUAACCGCCACAUCAACGUCGAGCGCCGUGCAGUCUGCGACAAUGCCACACACGACGAAGCCCCUCGCCAACGCCGCCACUCUCUCCUUGCACGACUGCGUCCUUCUCAAGCUAAGUCUAACAUGCGCUCUCUGCGGUCGACUACUGCGACACCAGCCUGCCGCCAUCGAAACCUGCGGCCACUGCUUCUGCUACGAGUGCAUCAACAACGCCCUGGAGAAUGGGUGUGCGCCGCGGAUGAUAGAAUGGCCGUGGUGUACACUGGAGAAGGAGGUCGGCGCUGCUGAGGCGCGAUGGGCUGCUGCGACUGUAGUGUCUACACCCGCGAAAUCGUUGCGCCACAGCACAGCGGCAGGCACUCCAGGAGGCGCUCCGCACGCAACCGAGGAGACUGCAGAUGGGCACCACGAUUGCGAUGAGGUGCAAGUGGCGACCCCUCUAGGACCACGGGCCGCACGCUCUAUCGAUGCACAGCCGUCACGUCAGCCGCGCAAAUUACGCAAGGUGCGUCAGAUGUGCCCGCUGUGUCUUGGCCCUGCCUUCAAGUGGAUGCUCGUUUCUCUGCAUCCGCUCGCAGAUCUCUGCAACUCUCUACAUUCGGCGUACCCAGGUCUGGAGGGGGCGCUUAGGCGGCUCACAGCAAACACGUCGGACAGCGCUGCGUCCAUCACGGAGUCACGGGCAGUCUCUGCAAACCGUGACGAGGCAAGAGAACAAAUCGACAGCGACAUGCAGUGGCACGUGCGACCUGCCAGCGAUUCUGUUGACCUCAUCACAGCCGCCUUCGUGCCUCGCCCGCCAGUGCCCGGUGCUGAAGACUGGCGGAGCAGUCAGGACGAGGAGGCGGGGCGGCGCCGUCGCCGCAGCACCGGGGGGCCGCGGAAGGAAAUCACGUUUGCUGCCGACAUCGCAUCACGGGUGUCGACCAUUCCAGCCCCGGUCGCCCCCGACACCCAGGCGACUGCGAAUCAGGCCUCUGACCCUGCCGCUGAUGUCGCAUGCGUGGCGCGCAGCGCCGGCGUAGAAACCAUCGAGGAAGAGGCGUUCAACUCAGCUGAGGCUGAGGAGCAGGACGGCGGCGUCGCAGGAGCAGCAGUGGCGACGGUCCUCCAGCUCAGUGCCGAUUUGAUUCCCUCGCCAGGUGGCAUCCCUAUUCCAGCGUUCUCCGCGGCAACGGCGCAGGCGCCGCGCGACAUAGUGUCAUCCAGCUUGUGGCAGCGCGGUGCGGCGCUCAACACGCUGGAGCCAACGCCGCUGUGCCGAGAGGAGGUUCUGGGGCACUCACCUACAGAUGCCAACGCAGACGAGUACACUCAGCAGGGUGGAAAGGGGAACGUGGAUGCGGUGGUUAACCUUCACUUGGCGUCUGUCCACCAGCAUGCGAAGGGUGCGCGGGGCACCGCAGUCACGGCAGCCAACACGAACGCUCCUCAGCCCUUGCUUCCGUUUUUCACAGCUCAACGCCACCACUGCCUCUUACGUGACACUGUCCCUACACCGCCGGACAAGAGCGACGUGCUGUGGCCGGUGACGACGUCUCCAACGACAAGGGAGGGGGCGGAUGGUCUGGCGCCGCCAUCAACGCGGCUGCCGGCGCCACUCGGCAGCAUCGACGCGAUUCUGCGUGCGCGCGCCUCCUCCACAUCCGGGUGGUCUGUCAUCUGGGACGGGGUGGAAGAAAGGAAAAGCGACGACAGCGGUGGCAGCGACGAAGGCUGUCCCGCUACCCGGGCACCGACGAGUCCAUGCACCUACUCCACUGUACGAGUCGCUGAGGUGGGUGAAGAUGAGUGCGCUGCCCGGAACAAAAUGAGCGGCAACGGAGGUGUCCCUCGCGAACAUUCACGCCCUGUCACAGCGGGUGCUUUCGCAAGCGUGAGCCGUCACACCGUGAAGGAUGCGCUGACCUCCGUGCACAUGCAGGAUGUUUGGGAGUUGCACACAGCACUGGUCCGUCGACAUCCCCGACUGUCUCCGUGUUUUGCCGUCCUGCGGCACGGUCGUGUUCGCUGGAAGGCAGACGUAGCAGCCGAAGAGGAUGACAGUGAGUCUGCAUCCGAUUCGGCAUGCAACGAUGCUCCGCACCCACCGCCGCCGAUCCGGUGCGUGGUGGGGCAAUACCCACAGCAGUCGUGUCGAAGCAACCCAUCAGGCUUGCGCCUCCUCCCUACGCUCACCCCAACCGCCUGUACAGCUCUCGUGCUCGGUGUUCCAUGCGUGGACAUGACGUGGGUUGCGUCACCGACGUCUUCGCCUUGGACGGCGCACGCCGUCUCUGGGUGGCAGACGAGCACCGCCGUCGUGGACGGCACACCAUCCCCUUUGGGGAGUGAGCAGCAGAGGCCGAACGCAUUCCAGAACGCGCUGGAGCGGCUGACGGCGGCGUCUGGCGCCUCUUCCCAGCCACAGCGCCUCGCAGAGCCACUGCCGGCCUCGUGGAUGGCCACAACGCAGCGUGCUCUCUUGGCCCACCUGCACCCCAUCGCGCAAGCGCAUGACAUUCAAACCGGCGCUGAUACGACUGUGACCCACGCUGCUGUAGAUACGUACGUGUUCUUUCUCCUGCCAGACGGUGCCGCGCGGCAGCUGGGUGAAAUGCUCUAUCAUCAGUGGACCCGUGAAGAGUUGUGGCAGUCACCGCAGGCGAAGGAAGCGCAUCCAGCGGUACUGAGGCCUCUCUCAUCAUUGUCGCGCAAGCGGCGCAGAGAUGGGGUGCGUGCCAGCGGCGUCACACACGGCGUCGGCAACUGGUCGGCGACGGACGGUCACCCACAACGAGCUUGGCGACGUCUACUGCUGGUGGCCGGUGGUGCAGCAGUGGAGCUUUCGUGGACGCUCUUCGAGGCCCUCGUAGCAACUGCCGCUGCCUUGGAAGCCGGUGACAGCGUGGUGGAAAGGCGCAGCGCGGCGGACACGGACUUUAUGGUGGACUCGCUGGCCUCACACCUUCGGCAUCGACGCACCAGUGACACCAGCAGCUUGUGGAUCCAUGUAGAUGUAGCGGACUGCUGGCGUGAGCCAUCGCCGCCGCUGUCGGGAGCGACCCCAGUCCACUCCCGCGGUGCCCAGCACACAUUCUUCCUCCUCUACAGCAUGGCGGUAGCACGUGAUGUUUUCGUGCAGCUGGUAGCAGAGAAGAAUGGGCGCGGGAAAACGCCGUGCACCUCACCCUCUUCUUCAGCGUCUCCGACGUCUGCGUCGCCGGCGCCAGGAGAUCCCAGCACCGCUCGCACCCUGGCUUAUUUGCGACGCUUCAAGGUUUUUCUCGAUCGCCUCGCAGCGCUCAUCGCCCUCGUAGCGGCGCCGGUUCUUCCUGGCAGCGCCUCUUUGUAUGGAGGCGCGUCACACCGGCAGGAGGCUCGCCCGUCCAGCUGGUUACUGGAGAACAUCGCGCAAGGGCGCCGCAGUGCCGGCAGCAGCGUCAACAUCUCGGCGCUGUCGCAAGCGCAAGAGGCUGCCGGCGAUGGCAGUGCCUCAUCCAUCAUCACAAGCGAAAGGCAGAGCAGCGGCGAACGGCAAGUCGAAGGAGCUGCGCCGCUUCCACCGCAGCGAGCAGGAGUGUACCGUAGCUUGCUCUACACCGACACUCCGUAG
Molecule: messenger RNA, 3795 nt
Organism: Leishmania mexicana MHOM/GT/2001/U1103
Lineage: Eukaryota; Euglenozoa; Kinetoplastea; Trypanosomatida; Trypanosomatidae
Product: conserved RING finger protein
Exons: 1
Coding region: 1-3795 (1264 amino acids)
Source: RefSeq, a predicted model, not a curated record